AUGGAAUCACCACAAAGCACGCAAAUAAUAACAUCAUCGCUCAUGUCUACAGAAGAACCUCUGCUUGAACACAUAGAAAUAAAAACGCACGCCCAAUUGAUGUCUCAAUUAAAAAUGAUUCACACGUUCUCUAUCGAUUUUUCAAUCGACGUGGAUUCUCCACCAACAACCACAAUAAUCGCCCAGCCAGCAACAGCACACGGACUAGCUUCCGCGAUAAUUCAAGCUUAUUCUAGGCAUCAACACUUAUCUUUAUCGCCAGACGACAUUUGGUUAACUAUUGCACAGGGUGUAAGUCGACAUAUUAAUUACAAUGCAGAGCGGUUCCGUCAUUAUUUUGUAGAGCACGAGGGUAAAGAAGAUAUAAUAAUUGAUGUCAGGGAUAUUCUUAUGACUCCUGGUCAUGAUACUCCAAUCACUGGAGAUUGGCCAAAAGCGAUUACUCGUCUAGUGAAUGAGACAGACAACAGAAUAAAGAAAGUUGACUUGAAGAAAAUUGUUGAAUGCGAUUUUUCCACUUCUGAUUUCACGUCAAUUAUCACAAGCCGUAUUAUUCUAUUGGAUGCAAUGAAAGAGUAUUUCACUUACCAUAUGUUGAUUAUGGGAUGUGGGAUCCCAAAACUGACUCUGAAAGGUACGCUAAACGAUUGGCUAAAUCUACAACAAAAAGUUGCGAAUCUACGAUCUUUGGGAUUGGACUUGGAUUUUUGGUUAGAUCGUUUGGAGCCAGUUAUUGCACAAUUUGUCGCAACAUAUAAAGGAGAAGUGAACGAAGAUUUUUGGAGUGUUAUUAAAUCUCAGAAGCCGUAUGGAAGCGGGAUGAUGACUCCGUGUUGGGAUGGUUGGAUUUGUGCAUUUUUCCCGUAUGAUAAAAAGGGGAAGAAAUUGAAUCUGAAUCAAAUUGUUCCUGAUCAGAUACCUGAUGGGUUAUUACAUGUACCAUUUAUUAUUAGCUCACCCUUCCAGACUAGAAAUUGCCAAAUGUCUGCUGGAUUUCUUGGUGCUAGACAAGAAAUUAUUGAUAAUGAGAUAGUUGUAUCACCCGUUAUUGGGUGGUAUGUGAGUGACGCAUAA
This is a messenger RNA of Ambispora gerdemannii, 1074 nucleotides long. The record is from the annotation of a GenBank genome assembly. NCBI's taxonomy places the organism in Eukaryota, Fungi, Glomeromycota, Glomeromycetes, Archaeosporales, Ambisporaceae.